Molecule: messenger RNA, 4522 nt
Organism: Syngnathoides biaculeatus (alligator pipefish)
Lineage: Eukaryota; Metazoa; Chordata; Actinopteri; Syngnathiformes; Syngnathidae
Gene: smc1a
Product: structural maintenance of chromosomes 1A
Exons: 26
Coding region: 281-3973 (1230 amino acids)
Biological process (GO): sister chromatid cohesion
Cellular component (GO): nucleus; cohesin complex; chromosome
Molecular function (GO): ATP binding; ATP hydrolysis activity; DNA binding
Source: RefSeq, a predicted model, not a curated record
GGUUGGAAUGUGAAAUGGCGCAUUGUUGUCACCGCUGCAUUACGUCGAGUAGUUGACAUUAGGACUGACUUGCAAUGAUUGCCGGGUAGAUGCAUUCGCCAGUGGGAUGCUCACAUCGUCGGGCAUCAAAGUGAGCAGCGAGGUUUAUUUGUUUGCGCGCAUGCUUUUGUUUUCAGCACUCGUCCAGUAGACAUCGCUUGUUAGCAUUAGCCAUCACUAGCCUGUCGCCCUUUUAUUUGAUUUGAUUUUUUUUUAACCAAAUUUUGACUGCUGAACUACAAUGGGUUAUCUGAAACUCAUUGAGAUCGAAAACUUCAAGUCAUACAAGGGACGGCAAAUCAUUGGACCCUUUCAUAAAUUCACGGCGAUCAUCGGCCCCAAUGGAUCGGGAAAGUCAAAUCUUAUGGAUGCCAUCAGCUUUGUGUUGGCAGAGAAGACCAGCAACUUGCGGGUGAAGACUCUGAAGGAUCUAAUCCACGGGGCGCCUGUUGGGAAACCGGCUGCCAACAGAGCUUUUGUCAGUAUGGUCUACCAGGAGGAUGACGGAGAGGAACGCUCCUUCACCAGGAUGAUCAUUGGUUCUUCCUCUGAAUACCGCAUCAACAACAAAGUUGUGGGCUUGCCGGAUUACAGUGAGCAGCUGGAAAAACUUGGUAUUCUGAUCAAGGCUCGGAACUUCUUGGUUUUCCAGGGAGCCGUAGAGUCAAUUGCCAUGAAGAACCCCAAGGAGCGCACAGCUUUGUUCGAAGAGAUCUCGCGCUCAGGGGAGCUGGCCCAGGAGUAUGAUCGGAGGAAGAAGGAGAUGGUCAAGGCAGAAGAGGACACGCAGUUUAACUAUCAUCGCAAGAAGAACAUAGCGGCUGAGCGUAAAGAGGCCAAGCAGGAGAAAGAGGAGGCUGAGCGCUACCAGCGACUAAAGGAUGAAGUGGCAAGGGCCAGCGUCCAGUUGCAGCUAUUCAAGCUCUUCCACAACGAGACUGAGAUCGAAAAGCUGAACAAAGAGCUGGGCCAGCGCAACAAGGAGAUCGACAAGGACCGUAAAAGGAUGGACCACGUGGAGGAGGAGCUGAAAGACAAGAAGAAGGAACUUGGGAGGCUGAUGAGGGAGCAACAGACAAUUGAGAAAGAGAUCAAAGAGAAGGACUCUGAGCUAAAUCAAAAAAGGCCGCAGUACAUCAAGGCCAAAGAGAACACCUCGCACAAGAUCAAGAAGCUUGAGGCGGCUCGGAAAUCGUUGCAGAACGCCCAGAAGAUGUACAAGAAGCGCAAGGCGGACAUGGAUGAGCUUGACAAGGAGAUGAAAGCGGUGGAGCUUGCCAAGCAAGAGUUUGAGGAGCGCAUGGAGGAGGAAGCGCAGAGCCAGGGUCAGGACCUCACAUUGGAGGAGAACCAGGUCAAGCAGUACCAUCGUCUGAAGGAGGAAGCCAGUAAACGUGCAGCCACACUGGCUCAGGAGCUGGAGAAGUUCAACCGGGACCAGAAAGCUGAUCAGGACCGCCUUGACUUGGAGGAGAGGAAGAAAGUGGAGACAGAGGCCAAAAUCAAACAGAAAAUUCGUGAGAUUGAGGAAAACCAGAAGCGCAUAGAAAAGUUGGAGGAUUACAUCACCACUAGCAGGCAGUCUCUGGAUGAGCAAAAACGCAUGGAGGAGGAACUGACUGAGGAGGUGGAAAUGGCCAAGAGGAGGAUCGAUGAGAUCAACAUGGAGCUGAACCAGGUCAUGGAGCAGCUUGGCGAUGCCAGGAUCGACAGACAGGAGAACAGUCGACAGCAGCGUAAGGCUGAAAUCAUGGAGAGCAUCAAACGCCUUUACCCUGGCUCUGUGUAUGGCCGUUUGAUAGAUUUGUGCCAGCCCACUCAGAAGAAAUAUCAGAUUGCUGUGACCAAAGUGUUGGGGAAGAACAUGGACGCCAUCAUUGUUGAUUCCGAGAAGACGGGCAGGGAUUGUAUCCAGUACAUCAAGGAGCAGCGAGGAGAACCUGAGACUUUUCUGCCACUCGACUACCUGGAGGUGAAGCCAACUGAUGAAAAACUUCGAGAGCUGCGGGGAGCCAAGCUGGUUAUUGAUGUGAUCCGCUACGAGCCUCCUCACAUCAAGAAAGCACUGCAGUACGCGUGUGGCAAUGCUCUGGUGUGUGAUAAUGUGGAGGAUGCCAGGAGGAUUGCUUUUGGAGGACCGUACAGGCACAAGACUGUUGCCCUGGAUGGAACCCUUUUCCAGAAAUCUGGUGUCAUCUCAGGAGGAGCCAGUGACCUGAAGGCCAAGGCCAGACGCUGGGACGAGAAAGCGGUGGACAAGCUCAAAGAGAAGAAGGAGAAACUUACUGAUGAGCUCAAGGAGCAAAUGAAGGCCAAGAGGAAAGAGGCGGAGCUGCGUCAAGUGCAGUCGCAGGCACACGGCCUGCAGAUGAGACUUAAAUAUUCCCAGAGUGACCUGGAGCAGACCAAAACACGCCACCUCUCUCUCAACAUGCAGGAAAAGUCCAAGUUGGAGAGCGAACUGGCAAACUUUGGUCCUCGCAUCAAUGACAUCAAGAGGAUCAUACAGUCGCGCGAGCGGGAAAUCACAGAUCUCAGGGACCGCAUGAACUUGGUGGAGGAUGAGGUGUUUGUAGAGUUCUGCAAGGAGAUUGGUGUGAGAAACAUCAGAGAGUUUGAGGAGGAGAAGGUGAAAAGACAGAAUGAGAUUGCCAAGAAGCGUCUUGAGUUUGAGACCCAGAAGACCCGCCUGGGAAUCCAGGUGGACUAUGAGAAAAACCAGCUGAAGGAGGACCAGGAGAAGGUCAUGAUGUGGGAGCAGACUGUCAAGAAGGACGAAGCUGAAAUUGAAAGACUAAAGAAGGAGGAACAGAGGCACAUGAAGAUCAUUGAUGAGACGAUGGCUCAGCUGCAAGAUCUGAAGAACCAGCACCUCACCAAGAAAUCUGAAGUCAACGAUAAGAACCACGAGAUGGAGGAGAUCCGGAAGAAAUUGGGAGGUGCCAAUAAGGAGUUAACACAGCUCCAGAAGGAAGUGACGGCCAUCGAGACAAAACUGGAGCAGAAGCGCAGCGACCGUCACAACCUGCUGCAGGCGUGCAAAAUGCAAGACAUCCGGUUGCCUCUUCGCUCUGGAACAAUGGACGACAUUAGUCAGGGGGAGGGGAGUUCUCAGACAGAUGAAUCAAACAGUCAGAGAACAUCCAGUAGUGUUUUGGCUAAAGAGGCACUCAUUGAGAUCGACUACAGCAACCUGUCGGACGAGCUGAAGGAUGCCUUGUCUGAGGAGGAGAUCAAGGCGGAGACCAACACGCUACAGCAGCGUCUGAAUGAGCAGCAGAGCAUCCUGCAGAGGAUAAGUGCCCCCAACAUGAAGGCCAUGGAGAAGCUAGAGAGCGUCAGGGAUAAGUUCCAGGAGACCAGUGAUGAGUUUGAGGCCGCUCGCAAGAGGGCUAAGAAGGCCAAACAGGCCUUUGAGCUGAUCAAGAAGGAACGAUUCGACCGCUUCAAUACCUGCUUUGAGUCUGUGGCCACCAACAUUGACAAGAUCUACAAGGCCCUCUCGCGCAACAGCAGUGCCCAGGCUUUCCUCGGCCCAGAAAAUCCAGAGGAGCCCUACUUGGACGGCAUCAACUAUAACUGCGUGGCUCCUGGAAAGCGGUUCCGACCCAUGGACAACCUGUCGGGUGGAGAGAAGACUGUGGCGGCUCUGGCUCUGCUUUUUGCCAUUCACAGCUACAAACCCGCCCCGUUCUUCGUGCUUGAUGAGAUUGAUGCUGCACUUGACAACACUAACAUUGGCAAGGUAGCCAAUUAUAUCAAAGACCAGUCAGUGCAGAACUUCCAGGCAAUUGUCAUCUCCCUGAAGGAGGAGUUCUACACCAAAGCCGACUCGCUCAUCGGGGUUUAUCCAGAGCAAGGAGAUUGUGUGAUCAGCAAAGUGCUCACCUUUGACCUCGCCCAGUAUCCUGACGCCAACCCAAAUCCUGAAUAGUACCAACUUUCCUGUCACUAGAAAGCCUCUCCCCACCAAAACUUGCAUUCCUUUAUUCUGUUGUGUCCUGUAGCUGAAAUUCUUAUAUCUUUCAGGCCUCGUUAAAUCUGAUCAUUGGUUUGGUUAUGUAUUGUUUGGAUAGGAGGACUUUUUUUUUAAGCAGUUAAUGGUUGUCCUGCAUACAGUUACAGCCAAAUUGUACGUAGACAGAUAACUACAUAAUUGUCCACUUGAUUUAAUUUGUUGUUAGUUUCACCCGGAAAUGAGUUGAGAAUAAAAGUGACGCUCAAUUGUUUCAUCCGCUGAAUUCAGAAAUUCUUUUAUAUCGCCUGAGAUGGAAUGACAAGCAGUUUCCUGUCCAAAGAAAUGUUUUACUUUUUCAAGUGCUGUUACAUUAUGAAUAUGCGUUUGGAACCAGUCAUCAUUUAUAGUGAUUAUUAAAAAAUAAUUGUACUAUUAUUAGCAGUGUUUAUAUUCCCGUGAGCCAUUUUCUGAAUAUCCAUUAAGCAAAUGGAAAACUCCAUGCAAGUGAGACAAUUUCCUCUCCAG